Molecule: messenger RNA, 2773 nt
Organism: Xyrichtys novacula (pearly razorfish)
Lineage: Eukaryota; Metazoa; Chordata; Actinopteri; Labriformes; Labridae
Source: the annotation of a GenBank genome assembly
AUGGCAGAGGAGUGGGGAAAACAGUCCUUUGCUGCUAGGAGGCAUUAUGAAGACUCAACGAGGGGAUCUGGCUUCGCUUACACAAACAGCAAUAAUACCAGAGGUAUAGUAUCAUCAUUUUGUUUUCCAGUGAGUGAAUGGAUAAGUCAGGAAUAGUAAUAAGAAAAAAUAAAAAAGAGAAGUAAAUACAUUUAUUUAUAAAAAAUAAAUACAUAAAUAAAAAAAACUGUAUUUCCCACACAUAGAGUAAGGAUAUUUAGUGACAUCUCACUGCAAGAUUCUCAAAUAAAAGGUUUCCUCGCCAACCUGUCCUGUCACUAAGGCAACAGUGGCUGUCGAGAACUAAAAGAGAUUUACCUGAUAAAGAUGGAGCUAUCCACGACAAAUGCCAAUAAUUCAACAGUUUCAAAAGAUGAGGUGGCAACGUUUUCAUUAUUUCGUCUGACUUACUAUAGUUCAGCUCUAAGUCAGUGAUUAUGGAUUUAUCUCUGUUGUAGAGACAUGCUUUAUUUAUCUGUAAACGGAUGUAACUUCAAGUGAAUUAAUGUUGACUUACCUGACAAUUUAAGCGUCAGUCUUCAAACAUAAAUUUGUCUUUAGGAUUUUGCUUCUGUGAAAAGUUACAACGAUCUUAACACUUGUUUUCUGAUGUCGGGUGUUCACUCAUUCACACCGAUGAGUACUGACAAAUACAAAAUACUUUUACCAUCUGAAAAGACCUUGUGCUGAAGAGGAGGCAAGACCGUCUGGACAGCAGGAGAUCUUGCAAACAGACCCAAAUAGAUUCCUGUCGUAUGAGAAACUCUUAGAACCCAUUAAAAACUCAGUGUGAUAAAGGGUGAUUGAAAUGUAACAUUUUCACAACGGCAUUAUUUUGGUGUUUUUGUCUUAUCAGUCCAAAAGCUUCAGACUUUCUUGUUGUCAGACAAGUUCUUUGAAAAUAAUCCAUAGUUCACACUGAGACACGAUUUUCUGUUCAAAUUAUGUGAAGUUCUUUAGAGAAAAUGAAGAAUACAUUUAAUUGAAUGUCUUAAACGGUUAUUUUACUUUAUAACUGAAAAAAUCUGAGGAGCUCCAUAGUUUGUAAAUCAGUUUUCUUCUGGUAGUUUUACAAAGAAAGAUAUGACAAAUCAAUUAAUUGACAGCAUUGUACCUUAGCGUUAUUGAUGGCUUCACUUCAUAACACCUUGAUGCCAAUGGUGGUGGACGGCUCCUCUCUCUUCGCUGCAGGACGAAAAGAUUCAGAAAAUUCUUCUAUAAAUAGUAGAUGACUUUUUGAGACAUGACAAAUGAGACUACAGAUAAUUGAAUAUCCCGUAAAUAAAGUUCUUCUCCUUAUACUUCUACCUAACACAUUUGGAGCUUGUGAAGACAUGAGAUUCAGAAUUGAGAGACAUAACUCAUCUUGUUUUUUUUGUUCUUCUUAUUCCCUUAGGUCCCUUUGAGGGUCCCAAUUACCACAUUGCCCCUCGAUGGGUUUACCAUCUUGCAACAUUAUGGAUGUUUCUAGUGGUCGUCUUCUCAGUUUUCACCAAUGGUCUUGUCUUGGUAGCCACAGCAAAAUUCAAGAAACUCCGUCACCCUCUAAAUUGGAUCUUGGUCAAUCUUGCAGUAGCAGAUCUUGGAGAGACACUUUUUGCAAGCACCAUCAGCGUAUCCAACCAGUUUUUUGGUUACUUCAUUCUUGGCCAUCCAAUGUGCAAGUUUGAGGGCUUUACUGUUGCAACUUGUGGUAAGUGAUGACAGUUUAUCUCUUCUACAGAAAUGUUUUGGACACUAUUGUUGGACCAAGGAGUUUAAUAAAGACUGUAGCUGAAAAAUAUACUUUUUCGCACAGGUAUUGUAGGUCUCUGGUCUCUGACUAUCAUCGCCUGGGAGAGAUGGAUUGUUGUGUGCAAACCUUUUGGAAACGUCAAAUUUGAUGCCAAAUGGGCCACAGCUGGGAUAGUGUUUUCCUGGGUCUGGUCAGCAGGGUGGUGUGCUUGUCCCCUCUUUGGAUGGAGCAGGUAGCCUGCUGUUGUAUUUCCAAUUUGAAACCAAGUGUUUUAAAAUCAUGAUCAAAAUUGUUAACCUCUUUCUUGCAUUAGAUACUGGCCUCAUGGACUGAAGACCUCCUGUGGACCUGAUGUAUUCAGUGGAAAUGAAGACCCCGGAUGCCAGUCCUUUAUGAUUGCUCUUAUGAUUACUUGCUGUAUCAUUCCAUUGGCUAUCAUCAUCGUGUGCUAUUUUGCUGUCUGGAUGGCUAUCCAUGCUGUAAGUGAUCCUUAAAGCAGUUUGAUACAGAACAUAAACUGAACCACAGUCUGGCAGAAUCUCACACUGAGCUGAUUUGUUGAUCACAGGUCGCCAUGCAGCAGAAAGAAUCAGAGUCAACCCAGAAAGCGGAGAAAGAUGUAUCUAGGAUGGUUGUUGUCAUGAUCUUUGCGUAUUGUUUCUGUUGGGGACCCUACACCUUUUUUGCCUGCUACGCAGCAGCUAACCCUGGUUAUGCUUUCCAUCCAUUGGCUGCAUCCUUGCCUGCAUAUUUUGCCAAGAGCGCCACCAUCUACAACCCUGUCAUCUAUGUCUUCAUGAACCGACAGGUGGGCAGAAAGGAAAGCAUUACUACACUGAACAAUUUUUAAUAUGAUUUUGUAAUUGACAUUCUUGCCAUUUUCAUCAUUGUGUCUUUCAGUUCCGUGAAUGCAUCAUGAAGCUUUUUGGCAAAGAAGUGGAUGAAAGCUCUGAAGUAUCCUCAUCAAAGACAGAGGUCUCCUCUGUGGCUCCUGCAUGA